CGUGAGCCCCCGGGGCUGCUGGUUCUUGCCCCUCGGCAGGCGGACUCCGAGCCGCAGCUGCCAGGCGCUCUCAGCGCCUGUCCCGGCACGGAGCUGGGCUGCAGCGGCUGCAGAGCCACAGGGGCCGGGGCUGCGGCGACCGCAGAGCUCCCGGAGGCUGCGCUUGUCUCCGCAGCUGCUGCCGCACCUCUGGGCAGCGGGGACAGCGCAGCCAGAGCUGGCACCGCCCUGCUGAGCCUCGGUGUCCCGCAGGGCCGGGACCAGCAGUGACCUCUCUCUCAUCGUGUCCCUUUCAGGGUGCCAUCACCGCGGGUGUAAAGCUGCUCCCGAGGCGAUCUCCGAGAGGCUUUGUCAGCACUCCUGAUGACUCGGGAGCAAGGUGCUGUUUGUUCCAGGGAGAGAGAUGUGGGCAGUGACCUGGAGGAGAGUGAAUUCUGCUCCACUCAUGGGGUGGUGAAGGAGGAUCUGGAGAACACAGCAGCAACAGGGAAUGCACUCAGAAGAUUCCCGGGUAAAUGGUUCAGCUCCCAUCCCGUGCUCGUGGUGCUGCUGAUUCUGCUGCUCCUGGUGCUGGUGCUGGCUUUGGGGGUGGCCUUGGCUGUGCAGUCAGCAGCACAGCUUCCACUUACACCUGCAACUCCACUGUUGGUUCUGGGCUGUCCCCUUGGCUGGGUUGGCUACAAUGGAGUCUGCUACUACUUGUCAAAGGAUUACGGCACCUGCGAGCAGGGUGAGGAACGGUGCUCCGAGCUCGGGGCCUCCCUGGCCAUUCUCAAGGAUGAGGAAAUGGAUUUGCUCUUCCGCCUCCGCGGGAACGUCGAUUACUGGCUCGGGCUGCGCAGACGGGGCGAGCGCCUGCACUGGGGGGACGGCAGCAGCUACAGCUCCUCCUCAAAUGGGAGAUCCAAAUCGCCCUGGGCUCCUGGAAAUCAUCACAAACUGGCCUGAAGCUUUUUUGCAGACACAGGCUAAGGAUGUCGGGGGAAGGCCGAAGCUGAUUAUGAAAUCAGCGACCACCAGACAACAGCCACCGGACUAGACAACGUAGGAGUGCUCCGGGUACGCCCAUCACUGUCCGGAACCGAUUGUGAAACCAACGAUCACCUGCCUCGACACAACGCAGACACGAUGCAGAGAGAUGCUCAAGCUACGCACACCGCUAUCGCAAGAGACACGAAUGAAGAAACCUCCAAGAAACUAUAAAAGAGACUGAAUGAGGGGGUGAGGUGUGGGGCACUGCAGUUUGGACACUGCAGGAGGGGUGUCUUGGAGACCCCUACCCACCCAGCGCUGUUUUUGCUUGCUACUGCUUGCUGUAAUUAAUAAAAUUCUAAUUGACCUUAAAAAGGCUGAAUCACAUUAUUCGCCUCAAUUUAUCACAAUUGGUCUUAGAGUAAAAACAUGUGUCACCAUUGGUGUGCAGUGAAUGACACACAGUAGCAGAACAUAUCUAUAAACAAUGUGAAUAACAAGAUAGAUUAGAGAAUUAUUUACAUUCUUUCCCAACUGUUUCCCAGGCUCUUGCCUGGUUAGAAAACCUUUCUCUUUCUCUCUGACU
This is a messenger RNA of Vidua chalybeata, 1558 nucleotides long. RefSeq names its product C-type lectin domain family 2 member B-like. Bases 364 to 948 code for a protein of 194 amino acids. The transcript is spliced from 6 exons. The record is from RefSeq and is a predicted model, not a curated record. NCBI's taxonomy places the organism in Eukaryota, Metazoa, Chordata, Aves, Passeriformes, Viduidae.